Zonotrichia albicollis (white-throated sparrow) is the source of this 2345-nucleotide messenger RNA. Lineage: Eukaryota; Metazoa; Chordata; Aves; Passeriformes; Passerellidae. The record is from RefSeq and is a predicted model, not a curated record.
UAAAAAAGAAAUUUAUUUCGACAGCUCAUUUGCAUCUCAUUUGCAUAUUUGAAAAUUUGAAUUAGGCUCCAGGAUCCGGAGCGGCAUUCCCAACCUCUGGAAAAUUACAUCCAAAUAUUCCCAGGAGCCAGGAAAGGAAAGGAUGGAAAAAUCCAAUUAAAACCUUGAAAUCCCAUCAAUUUCUUGUUGAUAAAAAAUGUGGAAUUGUUGGAAAUUACUGGAAAAAGAAUUCCGGUGGAUAUCUGGGAUUUUAGCAGGAAUUUUGGGAAAAUCCAGGUUUUUCCAGCUCUGUAAUCCCAGAUUUUGGGUGGAAAUUGAAGGAUUUGAAGGGAAAAUCCCGGAGCUGGGAAUGACAGAACUUCCUAGGGUUUGGGAAUGGACAAAACUGGGUGGAAAAAUCCCAAAAAAUUCAGGAUUUGGCUCUGAGAAUUCCAGGAAUUACAAGCCCUGGAGGUGUCCGGGGAGGGAAUCCUGGGAUUUGGGAGCUGUAGGACACAGAAAAUGCCGGGAUGUGGAGGAAGAGGUGGGAACUGGGCAAAAAAUGCCAGAAAAAUGGUGGAGUUUGGGAAUUCCAGGUGGGAAGGCACCAGGAAGUGCCAGGAGAGGAAUUUUCCAGAAGAUUUCCUGAAUGGGAUCAAGGGAAGGGGGAGACAGAGCUCCAGGAAUUUCAGGCAAAGCUGGGAAUGAGCUGGAGAAGAGGGGGAAGGGGGAUCCCAAAUCCCUCCGGAGAUCCCAAACCCGCCCAGCUCCGGCCAAUCCCGACCUUUCCCCCCAGAAUUUCCCACCCAUUUUUCCUGGGAUAAAUCCCCACUGCCCCAGGCUCCCAUCUCCCUUUCCCAGGGGGAAGAAAAGUGGGAAUUCCAGCAGGAAGUGCCAACUCUUUAAUGGAACAACAUUCCCGAGCCUCGGGAACCCCGGGAUCCGCCCUCCUCUCCUGGAACCCCUGGAAUUCCUUCCGGAGAUUCCUCAAAUCCGGCUCCUCCCGGAGUUCUCCAGCUGGAAAUCCCAAACCAAACCAAAAUCCCGGGAAUUCCGCUUGUCCUUCCCCUCCCCCCACCCCCCCAACACUGCAUUCCAGGAAUUCCAAAGUUGCUUCCAUAAAAAAACCAACCAACCAAAACAAAACAAAACAAAAAAAAAUUGGGAAAAACGGAGGCAGAGCCAAAGUUCUGGAUUGAAUUCCAGUCCCAAAUUCCGGGAAUUCCGACCGGAGCUGUGUCCUGCUCCUCCCGAGCUUCUGGAGGAGUUUUGGCCCUUCCCAGCCCGGAAUUCCGAGGGUGGAUCCGGGAUUUUCCGGGAAAAGGGGCGGCAGGAACCCUCCCAGAGUCAGAGCUGGGAAUUGAUCCUGGAAAUCUCCUGGAAAAAUCCCUGUGGGCUUCCCAGCAAGGGGAGGGAGAAAGGCCCCGAAUUCCGGGAUUCCUGCGGGAAUCAGCUCCUCAUGGAAAAGCAGCUGGAAUUUUGGGAUCAUCCGGUCCUUUCCCAAAGUUCUCCAUGGAUCCUGAGCCUCUGGAUGGUCCUGGAAAGGCGGCUGGGAAUUGUCUCAAUCCCGAGGAUUUGGGGAGCAUGGGAUGGGCUCUGCAUUCCCGGAAUUCCAGCCUGGAUUCUUCCAUCCUGGAUUCCUGAAUUCCAUCCUGGAUUCUUCCAGCCCAGAUCCUGAAUUCCACCUUGGAUUCCUGAAUUCCAGCCCAGAUCCCAAAUUACAUCCUGGAUUCCUGGAUUUCCCACCUGGAUUCUGGAAUUCCAGCCUGGAUUCCCAGAAUUCCAGCCUGGAUUCUUCCAACCCAGAUCGCAAAUUCCAGCCCAGAUCCCAGAUUCCAUCCUGGAUUCCUGGAAUUCCAGCCAGGAUUCUCCCAGAUCUGGGGCCGCUCCCAGUCCUGGGAAUUCCGAGUGAUCCCUCAGACAGGAUCCAGCAAUUCCCAGGAGAAAAUCGGGAUUUAAGGAUCGACGCUCCCAGCUUUUCCAGAGGGUGGGGAAAAAAAUUCCGUGGAUCCAGCCCCAAAAAAAUCCCGGGGUCCAAAUUCCCAGGGAUCGGCUCCAGCCAUGACCGGAGCCUGGGAAGGGGUUGGGAAUUUUCUGGAAAAAUGGGAAAGGCCUCACAGUUGUGGUUGGGUUGGGAAUAUCCAAAGGAUUCCUGGGAAUUUCUCCAGGGGGACGUGAAGGGAAAAAAAAAUCUUGGAAUUUUACAGGGAAGAGAUGUGGGGAAUCCUGGGAAAAGGGGAUUUUUGGGAAGGGAGGAGAUCCCAGAAAAAGUGGGGUUUUGGAAAUGAGGAAUUCUGGGGUGUCACAGGGAGUAGAUCCCAAGAAUCCCAAAAGAAGUGGAAUUUUGGGGGGGGAAAAAAAAGGGG